UUGAUUGGCGUCUCUCAUGACACCAGUGGUGCUGCUGCUCCACAUUUAUGUUAUACUUCCACCUUCUCAUUCCACCAUUUUUUUUCUUGCCGUUGCUACUACAACUUUUUGACUGCUUUUUCUCAAUGCUGCGUUUUGGGAGUUCUAUUUAUGUUGCCUUUUUGCCCCAACGUUUAACCUUUUGAACCUCAAGUAGAGCCCAAUAGAAGGUGAGAAGCACUCCUGAAUUCAAGGAAUGGAAUGGAAGGUGCCAACAGUCCAGCUGGCAAGCAUAGAAGCGGCAUAAGAAGAUGGACGGAUGGAACACAGGAAGAUGGUGCCGGUUGAUCUUGCCACGUUGUGUUUGUGGGAACAGGCACGUCUUCAAUGAAGCAUGGAAAAUGUGACUGAUGCUGACGUGGUAGUCGCUGGCCCAGAAGAAACGCAAAACCGCUUCCUGUCUCCGACAAGUGCUCCUGUGUCGUGGGAAAGCAGUGGAAGAUUUCUCAGGACCGGACUGUCGCUUCUUGUCAUUCAAGAAAUCAGAAACUGUCUAUGUGUACUACAAAUUGUCAGGAAGACAACCUGGCAUAUGGGCCGGGAGCGUUGGAAGCCAUUUUGGUUAUUUCCCAAUGGACCUCCUUGCUGUCAACCAUGUGUAUACUGAUAAAGAAUUUGAAAUUCCAACAGAGGAGACAGAUUUCGUCUGUUUUGACACCGGAUUUGACCGCUUCGACAACUAUGAGAUAGACUCUCUUUUGGGCUCAUCAAAGGAGAGUGACAGUGGAGUUAUUGGUGAUUCCGACUUAACCCAAGUGCCAGAGGAGAAGCAAGAGGAGGUGAUUGACAGCAAUGUAAUAACUCCUGAUAUUGGCCUGGUCCCACAUGAUCAAAGUGCCUCUUUGCCUGAACUUAAUAUGGCAAGUGACUCUCCCGCCACUCAAGAAGUGCCUCCACUUGAUGACACUGACAGGGCUGCAGAAGACCAACAGAAUGAACAACCACCAACCAAAUCCUCUUUUCCUGAAGAUAGUGAGUUUGAAAAUCAGGAAGCCAAAGAUGUCCGCAAACCGCUUGAAGAGAACCCUCAGCACAAAGACGAUCUCUUGUCAGAAAGUCAAACAAUCUCGACUUCUCCAGGAGAGAAAAUCUUAGAUUUAAAAACCACCUUUGGCUCGACCUUCGACGCCGUCGCUACAGAUGCGGAGUUCACCACGAAAGUCACUCCAUACGAGCAGGAAGAAAUGCUUGAGGAUCUCUUUGAAGAUGAACCAACUCCAUUGCUGUCUUUCUCUGAAGAAGAAGAAGAAGAUGAGGCGGCUGACACUCCAACUUCUGUUCCCCACAAAGAUCAAGAAAAUCCUCUGGCGACACAUGACAAACCAAAAACCAAAGAAGAGGUCACAAAAACGUUAUUCGAUGACUUUUUUUCAGCUGUAACCGGUGGAGUGAAGACAGAUAGGGAAACGAGUUCAGAAGAAGAAGAAGAUGAUGACGAGGAAGAGCCAGUGGCAGAAACCAUUCAGGAUUUUGAGGAAACAGCAGAAGAGAACAUAGAUACAGUCCAUAGUGAUUCACCGGAUUCAUCAUUUGGACACCCUGAAGAAAACAAAGCACCCGGUAACCUUCAUUCGAUUCUCAGCACUUCGCCUGAAUCUAUAGUUGAACACCCUGAAGAAAAGGAAGCACCAGAUAACCUUGAUUCGAUCCGUCGAGAUUUACCAGAUUCUGCAGUUGUACACCCCGAAGAAAACAAAGUACCAGAAAACCUAGACUCAGUCCAUAAUGAAUCAACAGAUUCUGCAUUUGGACACCAUGAUGACAAAACAACAGAGACUCAAGAUUCACCAGAAUCAAUUCUCGGGGAACCGUUUGAUCUUGACCAUGGUUCUGAUGCCAUAGCCGUCAAACAUGAGGAUCUUGAAAAUGAAACCCCGAAACCCACUCAUGAGCCAGAACGACAAGAAGGAACGAGUGCAGUCAUAUCUAAUCGUAUUAGACAAAAUGACCCACAGGAUUAUUUACCCAAUAAAGUGACAGAUGAACCGAGCAGGGACAAAAAGGAAGAGGAUCCACCGAUUGUUAAAGAAGAUACACACAUCGGCAUUGCAAUGGAGCAUACGGACAACCUGGAGGAGGUGUUGCGUGAAAAUAAAACAGAACUACAAGAAGAAAUUCCAGAAAUUAUUCCAGAAACUAUUAGUGGUGUGUCUUCAAAAGAGAUUGAAUCCUUAGAUUUGCCUAAGAAACCUGAGGCUAAUGCAGCAGAAGAUUCCAUCCAACUUGGACUUGAAAGCGAUAAUGAAAAACAGGACGAGCCACCUAUUGAUGAGAGACCCCUCGACAUGGAUAAGAACGAUGCAGAGAUCCAUGAAGAUAAAUUUGAGGAAAUCGAAGAACUACUUGAAGAUGAAAAUGCACUUUAUUUGUCGCAGUCGCAUGACUCAGCGAAGACAAGCCCACCCUCGACUCCCGAGCCAAAAUACAGCGACAGUGUGCUGAGACUAACUCUGCUGCAAGGAUACUACAGCCUGGAGAAGAUGGUGCGCUUUCAGAAAUUUCUAGGGCUCAAGAAUCUCUUCAAAGUAGAAGCCAUGUUCUCAGACCUGGACAUCGAGCUGCAGGCUACCCGUCUCGCCCACUCCGGCACAGUGCAAGACAUGGAAGAUGCGCUGGAGAACAUCUUGGAGACCUCGGAGAACACCAUCUUGGAUGAAAUUGAACAGAUGCUGGACAGCCGAGAUGCAAAGCAUGACGAUGAGCAGCGAAUGGGCAUGCAAGAUGAGGAAACGGAAAUACUCGAUGACUUCCAGGAGCUAGCGUUCCACCUGCGGCAGAAGUAUUCGGCAGCGAGUGAUAGCACACCUUUGGCAACAGAGAAAGCAUCAGAUCAUGACCAGGUCAUUGCAGAUAAACCUGAAGAUUUGCCUCGCAUGGUUGAAGAAGUGGAGAAAGCUAACAUUUCGGAGGUAGAGAGUGAUGACAACAUCACAGAUCUCCUGGAACAUGCGACAGAAGUGACUAAAGAACAGAUCGUCUUGGAUGAAUCGCACGCCACGCGGGAUAUUAACGUAGGGGAGGAUGGCGGACACUUCAACAAAAACAAAGAAAACCAGCCGAGUUUCAGCACGUCAGAUGAGAUGCAAAAGUUCCCGCAAGCUACAUUGGAAAAUCCCUUAGAGAUGGGCCUCACCGAGGUGGAGAACUCACCCUCAGGAUCUUUGGACUCCAUGGAUGCAUCACCUGAAUUUCACGACGAAGAAGUGGGAACACUCUCAAAUGGAUUUGCCUUUGUGUGUUCUGUUGCUGCAUUGAUGAAGACUAAAGUUAUAGAGUGGACACUUACUAUUAUUUCACUGCUGCCAGACGAGUGGAAGCCUGGGGAAAACUUCUUUGGCUGUCCAUGGCAGGCCGUCAUCAUCACUGCUAUGGUUGGAGUCAUGACCUUCACCAUCUUCUUCUGGAAAACGGUGCUAGCGGUAAAUAAGAGGGAAUAUCUUGUGGAUGAAAAAAGACUGGCUGAUCAAAUCCAAGCACUUAAAAAUGAGAAGAAUGAUACGCUGGCGAGAAUGUCUGAACUCCAGAAACAGACUGAACUACUGAAAGAAAGUCAAAAAGAGUCUGCAGAGACAGUUAGCUGUGCAGUGAAAAAGAUGCAACAGUUGGAGAGUCGGGUUUUGGAGGCGGAAAAACAACAUGAGGACAUGGCGGAGGAGAAGAGGUUGUACCAAAAACAGCUUGAAGAAGAAAAACAAAACUCAAUACAAAUUGGAGACCGGAUACAAAAGUUGGAGAAGUCAAACGAGAAGCUACAGCUGAGCAGGAAGAAAGUCCAGGAAGCCUUAGCUAAGACUACUGUUCUCUUGGAUGAGGCCAAGAUCCGGGAGGAUGCAAGGAAUGUUCAGCACAAAUGCCUUGAGAAGGAGCUUGCGGCCCUGAAAGAAGAAAAUAAAAAUCUUAAAGGUACCAUAAAAGACUGGGAGGACAAACACAUCACGCUCAGUGAACAGAUUAAAGUCUAUCAAAAGGCCCAAAAAGAGCUGGAGGACUCUGUGGUGCUCAAAGAUCACAAUGUGGAGGUUUUGUCAGAACUCCUGGCUGAUCUCGAUGCUUGUGAGUUGCAAAAAGGUGAUGGUAAGAUGUUAGUGAACGGCGAAGUAGCACCUGAUAAGAAGACUGCAGUGAAGAACAGGAUCAAGCAGAUGAUGGAUGUUUCCAGGGUCCAAACCACACUCUCAGUGAUCGAAGAAGAGCGAGACCGAUUUAUGUCCAAACUCCUUCACGAGGAAAAGUCCAGGAACGCUCUGGAAGAAAAGCACCAGGAACUGGAGCAUGCCAUUGCCACCCUCAAAGGUGAGAAGAGCCAUGUGGAAAACCAGCUCAAGAUCCUGCAGCAGAAGAAUGAAAUCAUGGUGGAAAUGUACCAACAGAAGGAAAAUGCUCUGCAGCAGAGGCUCACCAAGGAGGAGCUGGAGCGUCGCAGCAAAGAGAACAUGCUGUCCGAAGUAGGAGGGAAAGCCGUGGAGGCCGAGGAGCAGGUCAAAGUCUUGCGUCAGCGCAUUAAUGAAAUGGAGGAGCAGAUGAAGAAGACGGAGGAAGUCUAUAAGGAGCAGAUUAAAGAACAGGAGAACAAAACACAUUCAAACUGGGUGAAUGCUCGUAACGCGGAGCGAGCUUUGAAUCAAGAAAAACUUGAAUCCUCAAAACUGCGUGAAAAGUUAGCAGGACUGACCGCUCAGCUGAAUGAGCAACGCGCUCCUCUCUUCAGACCCAACUCGGGACAAGCUGCUGGCGUUCGUCAAGGUGAUUCAUAUGGGCCCUCUCCCGUGAGUGGGGGGGCGCCAUCCCCGCCGUUAAUGAUCGAGGGUCCCAGGCGCCCUCCCUCUGCCCCUGUGGGUCGGAGAAUUGACCCGUAUGGUCCACGCCCUCCAUCAGACCCACACAAUCGCUAUCCUGACAACAAACACAUCCCUGGGAUGGAUAUGACAGGCCCCCGCAGUUCAUCACCCGCCAACCCGGAGGGCUCUACCCAGGCAGUAGAUGCACAGGUAACAGACGGCACUCAGGUUGAGGCCUCCAAAGAGGGUCCAGAGCCCGGUCCUGGAUCUUUCCUAGCAUCACCCAUCAGAGACUCACCUGGCCCCCUUAGCCAAGGACCACCACCUGGUCCAGGACUCCAUGAUCCACUGUUCCCUCUCGGACCACAUGGCCGCCUGCCACCCGGCGGGCCCUACAGACCUCCAAGGCCACCUCUCUACCAUCCAACACCGGGGGCCCACGGUCCUCCUCCAAAUGUGCCUCUCCCGCUCCCUCCUGGACCCCCGCUGCCAGCCAACGGCCACCCAGGUAUGCCUCUACCAGGACCCAUGGGUGGAGAGUUUGGACCUCGUCCCGCCAAUGGACACACAUUCCACCCGCGGCCUGAUCCUCGAGGUCCUCCGCCACCACAUUUCCGUCCGCCUCAUCAUUUUGGGCCGAUGCCCCCGCUGCAUGGACCCCGUGGAGUCAUGGGACCGCGUCCACCUUUCCCUCCUGACAUGCGCUUCCCAGGACCACCACGUGACCACAUGGGCCCACCAAUGGACUUGCCUCCAGGUGUCCCGCCACACCCCGGUCGCAGUGAAGCCUUUGGUCAUCCUGGAGGUCGGCCCGGUCAGGACCCGCCCCCAAAGCAGGAGGCCUCUCAGGACUCAGCAAGGUCAGCCAUGGUCGAGCCUUAAAAAUCCAAGCAGAACUUGAACACUCCCCGUAAAGCUAAAAGAUUACGUCUAUAUUUCAUGAAAUAAAAACACACAUUUAUAAGAAUAAGGUCCUCAAAAUUAAAGCAUCAUCAAAGAUUGUGUGGGAAAUUCUAUAUACUUAAGUUGAGAGGGUUGCCACUUUUUUUGAACAUCUUAUUGUGCAAUAAUGUCAGAGGGUUUGCAUUCUUUAAAAAGAAAAAUAUAGCAAUGAUUUAAAGAUUUUUUUUUAAUGACAUUUCCUGUGGAAAUUAUUUUUUAAAAAGGGAGAAAGGAGAUACUAUAUAGCUUUUAAGCAUUUCAGGAUUCACCGUCAUUUUUCUCAAGCAAACUUUCCUCUGGAGCCGACUGUAAAGCAAAUGUGUAAUUUGAUGGCCAGAUGUAUAACUUAUUUUACUAUGUUGGUAGAACAUUUUUAAUAAUAAAGAAUAUAAAAACCACUGGUCUUAACUUGAGUACAGUUCACCUGCAAGAAAGAUUUUGCAGGACAAUCCUAUUAAACCGAAACCUGGAAAUACUGUAGCGUUGAAAAUGACUGUCUUUGCCUACAGUCAAGCACAGAGCUGUGUGGGUUGUGGGUGCGCCGCCGGCUGAAAAAAGUUCCCAAAAUGAGCCAAAUGCACAUUCAUGAACUCAAAUGCCUUUUCUGUUUAUUAGAAAUGAAUGUUUGAGAAAAUUCCCCCUGUCAGUCCACGCAUACCAUCACACGUCACACAUUCAGUUACUGCAUCUUCAUCUGUUAGCGUAUCUUACAAGUCAUUUACAGUCCUGGACAUUGUAACAUUACAAAAAUAAAAUCUAAAAUCAAGUAUUGCAAUAAAAAUGAACACUUAAUUACACACAAGACCGUAUAAUUCAGACAUACAUUCCUUUUGAAUAAAAAAAAAAAAAUCAAUACUGGGGAAAGCUGUUCAAUAUCUGGGUUAAAGAUAUAAGACAUGCAAACAUUGCAUUUCGUUGACUCAUUGUUGUAUUUUGUGAGAAAUUAAUUUAUGCGUAACAAUGAUAUUAGGUUAUCAGUACAAAUGCCACCUGACAAGUAGAAAAUAAAGGUAAUAUAAAGAUGUAAUUAAUGACUGAACCGAUUUAAGUGGCGCUGCUGGAAUCCAAAAAUCAUUACCUUCUGGUAGGGUGUAACUAAAUGUUUAAUUUCUGUUAUAUUUUGUCAUAAAAAAAAUUUGUCACCAAAAAAAUAUGUGGACCUAACUGUAUGAAACUUGGUGGACAGGCAAAAUUGGUGAAUUUAAUUUGUGUAUUUUAGAUAAACUGGGGGGGGAAAACAAAAAAAGAGUUGAAAUCAAUCAAAUUAAUUUGGUUUUAUCGUCGCUAGAUUUUAUAUAAGCUGUAUUUCAUGUCAAUUUUUUUUUUAUUAUAGCUGAGCCAAAGUUUUGAACCAAGAAGCAUCCAAAUGAAAUGAUACUUUUAGGUGGACUUUUACCAAAAUUAUAACGCUCAUUAUUGUGUAACUUGGAGAAGUGGGGGGCGGAGAUGCAACCAGGAAGAAUAAAAUACAUUUUGAGCUAAAUUUAUUAAUGAUAAUGUUUAAUUUCUGUUAUAUUUUGUCAUAAAGAAACACUAUUAAGACCAAAAAAUGAUGUGGACCUAACUGUAUGAAACUUGGACAGGCAAAAUUGGUGAAUUUAAUUUGUGUAUUUUAGAUAAACUGGGGAACAAAAACAAAGUAGGGUUGAAAUCAAUCAAAUUAAUUUGGUUUUAUCGUCGCUAGAUUUUAUAUAAGCUGUAUUUCAUCUGUAAUUUUUUUAAUUAUAGCUGAGCCAAAGUUUUGAACCAAGAAGCAUCCAAAUGAAAUGAUACUUUCAGGUGGAAUUUUACCAAAAUUAUAACGCUCAUCAUUGUGUAACUUGGAGAAGUGGGGGGGCGGAGAUGCAACCAGGAAGAAUAAAAUACAUUUUGAGCUAAAUUUAUUAAUGAUAAUGUUUAAUUUCUGUUAUAUCUUGUCAUAAAGAAACACUAUUAAGACCAAAAAAUGAUGUGGACCUAACUAUGAAACUUGGUGGACAGGCAAAAUUGGUGAAUAAAAUUUUUGUAUUUUACAUAAACUGGGGAACAAAAACAAAA
Messenger RNA from Doryrhamphus excisus (bluestripe pipefish), 7796 nucleotides. NCBI's taxonomy places the organism in Eukaryota, Metazoa, Chordata, Actinopteri, Syngnathiformes, Syngnathidae. The record is from RefSeq and is a predicted model, not a curated record.